GCCCAAGACCGUGCUCGGCGUGCAGCGGUGGCAGCUGCCCCUGGUUCCGGCCUUCGCGAUCACGGCGCACAGCAGUCAAGGCAAGACCCUGAAAGCCGUGCUGCUGGACCUCAACGUCAGCAAGUGGAUGCACACCGCCUUCGGCACGGUGGUCGCCAGCCGCGUCCGCAGCAGAGAGGACGUCCUGAUUCUGCGGCCCUUCCCGCUGUGGCUCUUCCAGCGCGGCGUCUCCGAGGGCCCCGGCCUGCUGCUCCGCAAGCUCCGCGGCGACAUCGACCUGGCCGCAUACCUGCAGACCCGGUGGCCCACGGCGCCCUGCAGGCAGUGUCACGCGCAAGCAGCCCAACGGCUUCUCCUAUUACGAGUGGCAGAACGUCCGAGCCAAUCGACCCGCCGCCUGCAUGGCCUGCGAUCCCAACAGCAACCAACCAGAGCGCAAUUUUCAGCCCAAAGGCAAGUUCAGGUGCGCCCAGUGCGGGCGACAGCAGAUCGAAGAGUGGUUUCCGCCGGCCCAGCUGAAGCAGCAGCGGGCCGACGUGAGACGGCGCUGCCUGGACUGCCUUAG
Symbiodinium pilosum is the source of this 565-nucleotide messenger RNA. The record is from the annotation of a GenBank genome assembly. NCBI's taxonomy places the organism in Eukaryota, Dinophyceae, Suessiales, Symbiodiniaceae.